AGCCAUUUUGGCUGCAGGAGCGAGGAGGAGGCCUCCUGCACGACCCACGCGCCGGCCCGCACACCGCGCGAGCCAUGGGCGGAAAGAAGAGCUACCAGAACUAUGGCAAGACGUUCCGUAAGCCGAAGCGCCCCUUCGAGAAGGAGCGCUUGGACUCGGAGAUGAAGAUCGUCGGCGAGUACGGCCUGAAGAACAAGCGAGAGGUGUGGCGCGUGCAGUACGCCCUGGCCAAGAUCCGUACCGCGGCGCGCCACCUGCUCACACUGGACGAGAAGAGCGAGCAGCGCAUGUUCCAGGGCGAGGCGCUGCUCCGCCGCAUGAUCCGCAUCGGCCUUCUGAUGGAGAGCGAGAAGAAGCUAGAUUACGUGCUGGGCCUCACCAGCGCGAAGAUCAUGGAGCGCCGCCUGCAGACCAAGGUCUUCAAGCUCGGCCUCGCGAAGUCGAUCCACCACGCGCGCGUGCUGAUCCGCCAGCGUCACAUCUCGAGGAGGAAAAAUUGCAUAAACACGCACUUUCGGAGCUUGCAUGCUCUUAUGCCGCCUUCUGUUCCUCGAGUAUCCGCGUCGGCAAGCAGAUCUGCAACAUCCCGUCCUUCCUGGUGCGCCUCGACAGCGAGAAGCACAUCGACUUCGCCCUCACCUCCCCGUUCGGCGGCGGCAGGCCCGGCCGCGUGCGCCGCAAGAUGAUGCAGAAAAAGGGUGGCGACAAGGACGGCGACGACGAGGAGGACUGAGAUGGCGCCGGGGGCUAGGAAGACAGGGCAGCGGCCGCUCGAGAUGGCUCCACGCUCCCAUCCUUUUUGCUCUCCUCUCGGGGGCUGCCAAGAGGAGGGUGGUGACCACGAGGGGAGGGAUAUCAUGGCCGCGGCCACUGAUAUCCCCCUGUGCUUCCUGUCCCCUCUCCUUCUCUCAGCA
Prorocentrum cordatum is the source of this 914-nucleotide messenger RNA. NCBI's taxonomy places the organism in Eukaryota, Dinophyceae, Prorocentrales, Prorocentraceae. The record is from the annotation of a GenBank genome assembly.